Messenger RNA from Empidonax traillii (willow flycatcher), 947 nucleotides. RefSeq names its product phospholipase A2 group IB (gene PLA2G1B). The transcript has 4 exons. Gene Ontology annotation, biological process: arachidonate secretion; positive regulation of fibroblast proliferation; fatty acid biosynthetic process. Gene Ontology annotation, molecular function: calcium ion binding; phospholipid binding; signaling receptor binding. The coding region runs from base 450 to 893 and encodes 147 amino acids. NCBI's taxonomy places the organism in Eukaryota, Metazoa, Chordata, Aves, Passeriformes, Tyrannidae. The record is from RefSeq and is a predicted model, not a curated record.
UUGAACCUUAUUCUCUGAAUUAGGCCAGGAAAAUCCACGGAGAGAUACAAAAUUAAUGAUAAGUGGGAUACUAUAAAGAGAGGAGGCAGGUAUUAGUGACAGGUGGUUAUUAGUGUGCCAGCAAUUUCCAACUUAACUACCAUACUGCUACUAUUUUUCAGCAGAGAGGCCUUAAAAAUAUCCAGAUCUUUCUGACUUCCAACAGCAGCACUACAAGAAUUUAAAUGCAAAAAUUUAGAGUGCAAAUAUUUGCCUUCCCAGCUUUCAUAGAUUUCACUCAAUUGGCCUUCACCUGGUCACAACCUCCCACUCACAGUCUCCGAUGGAAGAAGUCUACAUUUAGUAACAUAAAUACUGGCUAGUUUAUCUCAUGCCCAUGUCAAGGUGAGCUUGUUGUAUAAAGACACCAGUUUCCUUUGUCCCCAGUCUCUCUGUCAAGUCCUGCAAGAAUGAAGUUCCUGGCCCUGCUUUUCCUGCUGUCGGUGGCCGCAGCCAGCGCUGAUUUCUCUUCCCGGGCCGUGUGGCUGUUCCGCAAGAUGAUCAAGUGCACGACGCCAGGCAGCCACCCGCUGCUGGACUACGGCGACUACGGCUGCUACUGCGGCUUGGGAGGCAGCGGGACUCCAGUGGACGAGCUCGACAGGUGCUGCCAAGUACAUGAUAACUGCUACGAACAGGCAAUGGAAAUAGAAUCAUGCAGAUUCCUCCUGGACAACCCCUACACUAAGUUCUACAGGUUCAGCUGCUCCAACGGGCAGAUUACAUGCAGCAACAAGAACGACGAGUGCUCCAUGUUCAUCUGCAACUGCGACCGCGCCGCUGCCAUGUGCUUCGCCAAGGCGCCCUACAACCCCGAACACCAUAAGCUGGACACAGACGAAUACUGCAAAUAGUCUCCCUCGUGGCCCUCAGGGGGACCGCAGGACUUAAAAACCACCUCAAUAAAC